AUGUCCGAGAGCUUCAUAUCAGGUCAGACCUCGGAGGACCUGUUGGCUGAUUUUGAGUCCCUGUUGAACAAUGGCAGCAUUGAUCUCAGUCAAGAUCAUCAAAUUGUCAUCAUCUCCACUCCCAACACGGCCACGGCCAGCACUGCAGCGGGGGACAUACUGCUGUUUGCCACCCCACACAGUACCACCACCACAAAUCUGCCCGACCUCGAGAGACCCACCCUGGGCAGACCACCGGUCAAGAGGAAAUUAGAUUUGGACAGUGAUCACCAGUACAUUUGCACGUCCCGACCUGCGUCACAUGGACCAGCACCUCCGGCCACACCCGCACCACCCAGAGUGCCUAGAUUGGCUACUGAGAAGUCUCGCUAUGACACAUCUCUGAAUCUGACCACCAAACGCUUCCUGGACCUGCUCGCUCAGUCACCUGACGGAGUGGUUGAUCUGAACUGGGCCUCUCAGGUGUUGGACGUCCAGAAACGACGCAUCUACGACAUCACCAACGUCCUGGAAGGCAUUCACCUGAUCUCCAAGAAGUCCAAGAAUAACAUUCAGUGGCUGGGUAAUCGUAUAGACGGGGCGUCUGUGGUGAGAUCUCAGGAGCUGCAGCGAGAGUUAUCUGAACUGACGGAGGCGGAGGAGAAACUUGAUGAUCUCAUGAACAAAUCCAGCCUACAACUACGGCUCCUCAAAGAGGACACACAAAAUGUCAAGCUGAGCUACAUCAGAUGUCAAGACCUGCAUAACACUGUGGAUCCUCCCGAUCAGAUCGUCAUGGUGAUCAGAGCUCCACCCGAAACACAGAUGCAGGUGUCUGAACCCAGUGAGGGUUGCCAGAUCUCUCUAAAGAGCUCCAAAGGUCCGAUCGAUGUGUUUCUGUGUCCUGAGGACAGUUCUGGGAUUUGUAGUCCUGUCACUGAGUGUAGUCCUGUGAAAACAUCCAAUCAGAGCCCUCCUCAGCCUGACCCUGCUUCACAGGAAGUGACAUCAACGCUCCCUAGCUCCUCGCCUCUGCAUGUGGGCACUGACUCGGAUUCGUUUCUUGGUUCUGAUCCGUUUUCUGGCAUCUGUGAGAUACCGGAUUUCGACUUGUCUCCGUUGGACUCUGACUUCCUGCUUGAGCAGGACGGGGCGGUGGAUGGGCUCGGCCUCCCAGUGGACAGUUUCAUCUGCCUCUCACCCCCACACAACCAGGACUACCACUUCGGUCUGGAGGAGCACGAGGGCAUCAGCGAGCUGUUCGACUGCGAUUUCGGUGACCUCGGCCCUCUGGAGUUUUAAGAGACAGAUUUAAGUCGUUCCCCUUUUACUCUCGAUUCUCAGUGUGAACAGGAAACGGAUCCCACUUCGCUUCACUUUUCAAUCCAGAUUUACCCAUCUGACUCUAGCAGCAGCACUUGCAUGCUCAAGAGCACUGCCAUUUAAUUUAUUUAAUUAACAGUUGUACAUUUAAUGUUGUCGCGAAGGUUUUAGGAUGUUGUAAAUGUAUCGAAUAGAGGUUUGAAAAUAAACUGACGAGGUUUUAUGGAAUAUUUCUCAGGAUUAUCUUUAAGUAUUUCAGGUGAGUGAUAAUGUGCUGGUUAUGUUGAUAGGUUGGUUAUGCAUCCUGCGCGAUAAUCGAUCCGUCAUCAUAUACGAUGAC
Molecule: messenger RNA, 1642 nt
Organism: Xyrauchen texanus (razorback sucker)
Lineage: Eukaryota; Metazoa; Chordata; Actinopteri; Cypriniformes; Catostomidae
Product: transcription factor E2F1-like
Exons: 7
Coding region: 1-1281 (426 amino acids)
Biological process (GO): G1/S transition of mitotic cell cycle; regulation of transcription by RNA polymerase II
Cellular component (GO): Rb-E2F complex
Molecular function (GO): DNA-binding transcription factor activity, RNA polymerase II-specific; RNA polymerase II cis-regulatory region sequence-specific DNA binding; protein dimerization activity
Source: RefSeq, a predicted model, not a curated record